Messenger RNA from Aureobasidium namibiae CBS 147.97, 2697 nucleotides. RefSeq lists its product as uncharacterized. NCBI's taxonomy places the organism in Eukaryota, Fungi, Ascomycota, Dothideomycetes, Dothideales, Saccotheciaceae. The coding region runs from base 1 to 2697 and encodes 898 amino acids. The record is from RefSeq and is a predicted model, not a curated record. The transcript has 4 exons.
AUGCAUAUCAAAGUCAGGCCACAGAUAGGUGAGGAUCCUGCUAUUCAGGGCUCAAAGAAUGUAGAGUCUAGUGUUUGUCCUGAAAAUCCACACUCUUUCACCCUGGCGAGCCAAAGUCACUCCGGCCGCCGUGUCCGAGGCUGGCAGAGGCGCGCCGUGCUCACUUUGCACAACAUCUCCGAGCGCCGACUCCCAGUAGGCACUCCGGCCAGCCGCCUGCUUGUGAGCUCUAGGAGGGAGAACCAGCCUUUCAGCCACAUCAACGUUAUCAAGGCCGAAGACAUAGACGACGAACGGGCUAGCCACCAAUCUACCCACAAGCCUUAUGUUUCUUCCUCAUCGGGACCUUCACCCAAGUCUUCAAGCAAGAAUCUGAAUUCCGGCGAAACUGGCAGAAUGUCUAACCACGACUCUGGUUCUGAAGAGCAGAUUCGCCUCGCCGAGCUGGCAACAGCACGACUCGAGAGAGAGAGCAAGAGAAUAAUCGACAACGAUCCCACCAUACCUUUGAGCAAACUUGUUGACCCAAAGACAACACGAAACAGACUCUCCAGACACUGCCCAGACAUUGAUCACCCCGACUUGAGCGACGGUGACACAAGCCGCACCUCCAAAAAGGGGAGUCCGAUGGACGUCCACGCUAAAAUCUUCCAUCCUGGCUCGCGCGACAGCUCUGUCUCCCGUAGCCGCGAGCCACCUCGUGCGUCUUUUGCCAUGCUCAGCGCAGAUGAUGGAGACUUCCAACUCGUUACCAACAAGAAGACCAAACCCUCCUCUAGGCCUGCUGUCGGUCUCAAUGCGCAUGAAGUGAAAGUCGACGGCAAGUCAUCGGCUAUCGCUGUCUCUUUCAACAGGCAGGAGAUUAAUGAAGUUUUUGGCAACAAUCUACCUCCCCUUGCUUACUUCCAGGGCAAUGUUGGAAACAAAAACGGCCAAGUUGGUUUCGCUAUACAUCCCAACCGAGACAUCUCAGCUCAACAGUGGUCACAAUCUGGUUACCAGUGGUACAAUAUCGGUCAGUUCUCCAACUCACGCAGGCGUACUGAAGGCUCCCUGGCCUCGCAUCGACUCAAAGGCGAGAACGAGUUACACUCGCUCCUCCAGCAUAGUCUUUGCUAUUUCAGGGCAGUCGCAAAGCAGCAGGAGGCGGCCUCGAUGGACCUUCCAUUUGGCUUGAAGGAGUUACAGACUUAUAUGCCCAAGGUUCCGAUUGAACGCGCCGCACCAAAGGUGGUAGUUGGACCUUCGGCUGCCGACACCCCGACUAGAUCAGAACCUGUACACCAUCUCCCUGAGAAGAGAUAUCGGGCUCGUAUAUCAUCACUCGGACCAAAACUCGAGCCUUGGGCACAAGGUUACGACUCUCGUGCUCGCAGCAAGUACGAGUACUCAACUGCCCCUGUGGCACCAGCACCCAUCAACUUUUCGAUGCCUCGUGAAUUCAUACCUUCCGUUGCAGCUGCAAGUUCUAUGCUGAACAAGACAUCCAGCAGCCCACCUCAUAGCUUGACUACUCUGAACAACCUGUCUUUCGGGGCGUUUUCUACAGAUAGAGCUUACGGUCCUAAUAGCAACAACUCCGUACUCUCCAAUCCCGAGGAACCUGCUUCGACGCGUCCGAGUACGAAUGAGUUCAGCCAAUACUUGAGCUCGUUUCUUCCAAAGGUUGCGCCACAAACGGUUACUUCACAGCUCCAGUCGUCUGUUCCUAACCUGAACUUCUCUACCUUCCUCGAGAAAACACAGCCACAAACUGCUUCGCCUGGUCAAGCAGCCGCAUCAACACAGCGUAGCUUCACAAAAGCGAAUCUUGAGAAGAUAUUCAGUGCUGCUUCAUCUCGCAACAUCAACAAUGGUACAAGCACUCGAACUGUCCUCCACGACCCAUUUCAGAGCCAGUCUCCCUCGAUACCAGCAAUGACCAAGCAAGAGUCAAAUGUGAAGCACCAUGACUUCACCUGGUCAAGCACUCCGAUCGGUGAGGGUACUUCGAGCUUUGUCGGACAGGCAGCCUCUUCGACAAGCAGUGAUGAUGAUGUUCCAUUCGACCCUCGUGACAGCGAGCCCGACUACGCACCCGACACUAGAACGAUGGAGAUUGUUGACAUGAACCUACCACAUAUGACGACCGAGGAGCUCGCCAUCUACUCGAGACCAAGCCCUCAAAACUUCAAUGGCCCGUUCUUCAUGGGUAGCCCUGACGUUCCGAGCGAAGCCAGCAGAAAGAGCCACGAGCAGGAGCUUCACGAUUGGUUUUACAGUGGUCUCUCGAUCGCCGAGCGUCAGAAUGAACAUCUCAAGUAUAUCAAGACUGCACACAAUCAGAAACCUAGCAUUUCGCAGCCUGUGGCCAACCCUGGACCCAUCGGAACUCCUCCUGUCUGCUCAAUGUCAAGCAAGAAUCGGGAAUCAGAGCCAUUCAAUGAGUAUACUCAAGGCCCUCUCGAACAGCGUCGCGGAUAUCUGGCUCCGUUUUGUGAUCCUCCAGAAUGGUGCAUUGACAAGAGCGCGAACGGCAACAACAGCUUCUUUGGCGAGGAUUGGAGUCAACCUCCAGAGCGCAUCAGUAGAGACGCGCGCUACAGACCUCUACCAUCUGAGAGCAAGUUUGGUGUCUACGAUGGACGUGGUGCUGGUGCUUCUGGAUUUCGCCCUUCUGAAGGAAGGCACAGAGUCGGCUCGAACUUGAAGUACUAA